AUGGAGCUCCUCGAUCCCGCCACAGGCGCUGCCCUCCCCAACGACGCCAUCCAGCGCAUUCUCUUCGUCGCCAACGCCGUCCACGUCUAUAACAUUCCUCCUCUUACCUCUACAAAGGGCUACUCUGCCAGCACAUGGACCGCCGAACCCCAGCGCCAUAUCUUUACUGCCCGCCUGCGCGUCGUCGAGACAGCCUACGAAUCCGAGUCGUCAACCAACAAGCUCAAAGUCGAUGCCGUGCUGGAGGAUGCUUCAUCAGGCCAACUGUUCGCCGCAGCGCCUUAUACCGCUCCCGGUGUUGUUGAGCCGGUCCUCGAUAGCAGCCGAUUCUUUGCAGUGACGGUGCGCGAUCCCCAGGGUAGAAAGGCUAUCCUGGGUAUUGGUUUCGAGGAGAGAAGCGAGGCGUUUGAUCUGAGCAUUGCGCUUCAGGAGGCGCGAAAGGCGCUAGGCUGGGAGGGCGAACAGAGCAAACCGGCUGCGACGAAGGAGAAGGAGGAGCAUAGGGAUUACAGUCUCAAAGAUGGCGAGACUAUCACUGUGAGCUUUGGCGGAUCAAAGUUCGGCAGACGCAAACAACAAGAUAGCUCAUUUGGCUCAGGAGCCGGAGGUGACCUUCAGUCAUUUGCGCUACCACCACCACCUGCUGGACCAAGCUCUUCAGGCGGGUUCUCAUUACCACCUCCACCAAGUGCAAACUCUGUAAAGCAGCAGAAGCAAUCAGCUAAGGAUCUUGGAUUUGACGACGGACAGUUUGGAGAGUUUGCUUAA
Fusarium mangiferae is the source of this 768-nucleotide messenger RNA. RefSeq lists its product as uncharacterized. Gene Ontology annotation, biological process: endocytosis. The transcript has a single exon. The record is from RefSeq and is a predicted model, not a curated record. Gene Ontology annotation, cellular component: membrane; clathrin vesicle coat. NCBI's taxonomy places the organism in Eukaryota, Fungi, Ascomycota, Sordariomycetes, Hypocreales, Nectriaceae. Bases 1 to 768 code for a protein of 255 amino acids.